Molecule: messenger RNA, 1798 nt
Organism: Tarenaya hassleriana
Lineage: Eukaryota; Viridiplantae; Streptophyta; Magnoliopsida; Brassicales; Cleomaceae
Product: cyclic dof factor 2-like
Exons: 2
Coding region: 93-1499 (468 amino acids)
Biological process (GO): regulation of DNA-templated transcription
Molecular function (GO): DNA binding; DNA-binding transcription factor activity
Source: RefSeq, a predicted model, not a curated record
UGUCCCUCUUUAUAAAAUUUGUAGCUUUCUCUGUCUAAAAGUUUCCGGUUUUCUUCGUACAGAUAGAGAGAGAGAGAGAGAGAGGAGGAAAAAUGUCGGACCCGGCGAUCAAACUGUUCGGGAAGACGAUUCCGUUGCCGGAGAUGGAUGCUUCGCCGUCUGGCGCGGCUUCUAGCUCCGGCGGAGAAGUAGUCGACCAACGAGAUCAGGAUCCUGCUCCGUCGCCAGAUUCGUCUCUCGGGGAAGACAACACAAGGGAGGACAGCGGCGGCGGCGGAGGAGGAGGUGAAGAAGGUGGUUGCGGCGGCGAGGAGACAGAGAGUGAAAAGGAAAUUCAGGAGGAAAACGUUAAUGACUGCGGAGAAGAGCAUGGUGGAGAGUCAUCCUCUAUCCAGGAAUCUGGUGUGGCUUCUAGUCCGUCGGACAAAGUGGAGACGCCAAAACCUGACGCUGCAAAGACAGAGGAAGAGACGGACGCUUCUUCUCAGGAGACAAAGCUAAAGAAACCCGACAAGAUUCUGCCUUGCCCACGUUGUAACAGCAUGGACACCAAGUUCUGUUACUACAACAAUUACAACGUGAACCAGCCCCGCCACUUCUGUAAGAACUGCCAGAGAUAUUGGACGGCUGGUGGGACGAUGAGGAACGUUCCUGUAGGAGCAGGGCGCCGUAAGAACAAGAACUCGGCUUCUCAUCUUAACCGCCAUGUAAACAUAUCCGCUGCUGAAGCCAUGCAGAAGCCAAGAACGGAUCUUCACCAUCCAAACGGUACCAACCUCAUCACGUUUGGCUCGGAUCAGCUCCUCUGUGAGUCCAUGGCUUCUGGUUUGAACCUUGCUGAUAAAGCAAAGCUAAAGACUAGAAACGGGUUCUGUGAACCGACUGAAGGCUUGAAGAUUCAGAUCCCUUACGAAAAUAACGGGGAUACUUCUUCAAACCCGCCAAGCAUUGAGGCGGGAGUGAACAGCUCAACGCCAAAAGCUCCAUGCUUUCCAGGACCUCAAGCAUGGCCUUACGUGUGGAACGGAGCUCCGUGGACGGUUUUACCAUUUUACCCUCCACCCGUGUACCUGAGCUAUCCAGGGGUUCCACCGGCCACAUGGAACGGCUUUCCUUGGAUGGUUCAGCCAAAUUCACCAUCUGGGUCCGGUCCAAAUUCUCCAACAUUAGGUAAACAUUCGCGAGACGAGAACAUGGCCGGGCCAGGAACCAGUUCAAAAGAAACCGAGCCAUCAUCCAAAGAGAAGAGCGACCCCGAGAGAUCAUUGUGGGUUCCCAAAACGCUGAGGAUGGACGAUCCAGAGGAAGCUGCCAAGAGCUCCAUCUGGAAAACGCUAGGGAUCAUGAACGGCGAAAGGCCGGAAACUUUCAGGGCUUUCAGAUCAAACAAAGGAAAAGGUGCCAUUGCAAAGGAAAACCCUUCACCGCCUCGGGUGUCUGCCUUGCAAGCAAACCCCGCGGCGAUGUCAAGGUCGGUGAACUUCCACGAGAGGUCGUAGCUCGGAGAAAGGCUGAUUUGAUUGUUUUGUGGGUCUCUUGUACAUAUAUGGUUAGUUACACACACACAUAUAUAUAUAUGUAUAUAUGUAUGUGCAGUAUGUGUGUGCAUACAUAUAUAUUCAUAUUAUAUACAUAUAUGGUUUGACAUAGAGAGAGUUUUUUGCUUUGCAGAGUGAGAGUUUGUUGUACCAUAAGGGAAACCCCACCAAAAAAAAGAAAAAUUGUAGUAAAACAAAUAUUUGGGGAGGCCUAACAAGAUCCAAGACUGAUGAAUACACUGUGUUCUUAGGGUUUCGGA